Molecule: messenger RNA, 7322 nt
Organism: Drosophila rhopaloa
Lineage: Eukaryota; Metazoa; Arthropoda; Insecta; Diptera; Drosophilidae
Gene: nAChRalpha6
Product: neuronal acetylcholine receptor subunit alpha-7
Exons: 15
Coding region: 2136-3707 (523 amino acids)
Biological process (GO): regulation of membrane potential; signal transduction; chemical synaptic transmission
Cellular component (GO): postsynaptic membrane; neuron projection; synapse
Molecular function (GO): acetylcholine-gated monoatomic cation-selective channel activity; transmembrane signaling receptor activity
Source: RefSeq, a predicted model, not a curated record
CCAGACAGGACGCACUUUCUCCGAGUUGCCGCCAUUCGCCUACCUUGGCGUGUGUGUACCGUUAGUUCAGCUGCCUGUGCAGAGUGGGAAAAUUAAGCGGGGAAGCCCCGAAUCAAAGUCAGCUAACCAAAUCGAAUCGAGUUGGAAGAAACUUUUUGGCUAGUGCGUGAAGAAACUCCCAAAAUACUUAAAUCACUCCCUCUGUGGCAGCUCCCGCGCAUACAAGUGUGUGUAAGUGUCUGUGCGUGUGUGUGUUCGUUUCCAAAACUUCAGCUCGAGUGUGUUCACAAAAUAUACAAAUUAUUAACCAAAAAAAAAAGAAAAGAAAAAAUUAUACAAACGACCACUAAAAAUUGCAUUCAAUAAUAGCCAAUUAAAAAUGUUUGCUUAAACGAACCAAGAUAAAAAUCCAAUUUAAAUAAAAGUUUUUUCGUUACAUUCACCACAUAAAGGCAAUAUGCAAAUAUUAAAUAAAAAACACUCAGAAAAUGUUAAACAAAAAUAAAUGAAUGCAAAUUAAAAAGCACGAGGAAAAACAAAAACAAAUAACAACAGCAACAAUGUGUUCAUAACUAUUAAAAAACGGAGAUUAAAGAUAAAAACAGAGGCUUAAAGUAACGCAUUAUGCUAAAUCGAAACCAAACUCACUUGAAUCUCUACUCUCGCAUCCAUGUUUCUGCAUACGUAUCUGUAUCUGCAUCUGCACCCGUACCCGCAUCCGCAUCUGUAUCCGUAUCUUUGCAUCUGCUGAGCGAAUGAGACGAAGUAGGAAACAUGCCAGCUAAAUUCCAAUCCAAAACCCAGAAUCAAUACAUCAAUCAGUCCAGCAACAACCAAUCAAGCAAUUUUUUCAUCAAUUUGCAACUGCCAUCAACUCAUCAACAAUAACAACUGCAAGCAGUACUGCAACAGCAAUCCCAACUUAAAUGCCAAUAAUUAAAUGCACCCAACCUAAGCAAAUAAACUAAAAUAAAUCUAACCAAUAAACCUAAAAAUAAAAUAGCUUAACACCACUCGAAGGCGAACAAAAAGCGAGCAAAAUUUAAUUUUCAUAUUAAUUAUGGAACAUUCAUCAACAAUUUUGUUGUGUUUGUUCCAUUGCCAAAACAAAAAGGUCGCCGAUUGUUUGCAGCUGCAGCAACAAGAAGACCAGCAACAACGACCACUGGGAAAAUCAACAACAACUCUAGGGGAAACAGCAACAAAAUCAACCAGAAGACCAACAACCAAAGCAGGAGCAGCAACAUCAGCAUCCCAGCAGCAACUUCUUGGACAGCAGCAUUCAGCUUCAUUUCGACAAAAUUGCUGGAUAACAUCUAACAACUGAACGAAACAACGAUACUAAACUGUACUAAAAAUAUAAGGAUCACAAAUUACCAGAAAAUUAACCAGAACAACAACAGCUACCUAAGGUUUCUCAAACUCUGAAAACAAAUAACUCAAAAAGAAAAAAAAAAACCAUAUAAGCAAACCAGAAAAAAGUGCAAAUUAUGUAAAUUAUAGCAAAGGCAAAACGCAAAGGGAAACCCGAAAAGCAAACGAAAGAGAAUUAGUCAAAUAGAAACAGCGGAAAAAUCCAGGAAAAAAAUAAUAUCUGUGACCGGACGAAACCGGAAAUUAAAUCUGCAACGCUGAACCAAAGUGGAGAAGGAAGAGCUAGCGGGGCCACAACCACAACCACAACCGCAGCAAAAUCCGAGGCGAGUGGAAGGAAAACGCGUGCCAAAUAUUUGCUCAAAAAUACCAGAAUAAAAUAAUAAUCAAAGGCGCUCCCCUGAGCGAAACCGAAGAAUUGAGAGAUUCCAGUUUUCGACGAGAUAGUUUAAGUGUUCCAUGAAAGCUGCGUCGCAUUAAAUAAUCUGCGGUGGGACUUCAGGGACCUUCCAUUGUUGAGCUCUGACCCACACGGCGCAUUGUCUCGGUCUUUUGUGCUAAUCAUCGCUAGUUGGGAGCUCCGGGAGCAGGAGCGCUGGCCAACUAUUUAGCCAAGGUGACGAGGCAAGGAUUGCCAGGCACUUUGCAGCGCAACCACACCAACACCAACACCAGCACCCACUCUGAAAGGAGGCGGCGGAGCAGGAGGGGCGGGGCAGCCAUUCAACCCAAGAGUCACGCGAUACAAACAAGCCAAGGACAUGGACUCCCCGCUGCCAGCGUCGCUGUCGCUGUUUGUCCUGUUGAUCUUUCUGGCGAUAAUUAAAGAAAGCUGUCAAGGACCGCACGAGAAGCGGCUGCUGAACCACCUGCUCUCCACAUACAACACACUGGAGCGACCCGUGGCCAACGAAUCGGAGCCCCUGGAGGUCAAGUUCGGACUGACGCUGCAGCAGAUCAUCGACGUGGAUGAAAAGAAUCAGAUUCUGACCACAAAUGCGUGGUUAAAUUUGGAGUGGAACGACUACAAUCUGCGCUGGAAUGAGACGGAAUAUGGCGGGGUCAAGGACCUGCGAAUCACUCCCAACAAACUGUGGAAACCCGACGUGCUCAUGUACAACAGCGCGGAUGAGGGAUUCGAUGGCACGUAUCACACCAACAUUGUGGUCAAACAUAACGGCAGUUGUCUGUACGUGCCCCCUGGUAUCUUCAAGAGCACAUGCAAGAUAGACAUCACGUGGUUCCCAUUUGAUGACCAACAUUGCGAAAUGAAAUUCGGUAGUUGGACUUACGAUGGAAAUCAGUUGGAUUUGGUUUUGAAUUCCGAAGAUGGAGGGGAUCUUUCCGAUUUCAUAACAAAUGGCGAGUGGUACUUGCUUGCCAUGCCGGGAAAGAAGAACACGAUAGUCUACGCCUGCUGCCCCGAACCAUAUGUCGAUAUCACCUUUACUAUACAAAUACGUCGCCGUACAUUAUAUUAUUUUUUCAAUUUAAUCGUGCCAUGUGUGCUAAUCUCAUCGAUGGCCCUUUUGGGCUUCACAUUGCCGCCGGACUCGGGCGAAAAGCUGACGCUGGGCGUAACUAUACUACUAUCAUUAACAGUAUUUCUAAACCUUGUCGCCGAGUCCAUGCCGACAACGUCGGACGCUGUUCCUCUUAUAGGAGUUACAAUUCUUCUAUCGCUCACAGUGUUUCUCAACCUUGUAGCUGAGACAUUGCCCCAAGUAUCUGAUGCAAUCCCCUUGUUAGGCACCUACUUCAACUGCAUCAUGUUCAUGGUCGCAUCGUCGGUGGUGCUGACAGUAGUGGUGCUCAACUAUCACCAUCGCACAGCGGACAUCCACGAGAUGCCACCGUGGAUUAAAUCCGUUUUCCUACAAUGGCUGCCCUGGAUCUUGCGAAUGGGUCGACCCGGCCGCAAGAUCACACGCAAAACAAUACUAUUAAGCAAUCGCAUGAAGGAGCUGGAGAUGAAGGAGCGCUCCUCCAAGUCCCUGUUGGCCAAUGUCCUCGACAUCGACGACGACUUUCGGCACACAAUAUCGGGCUCCCAAACGGCCAUCGGUUCGUCGGCUAGCUUUGGCCGGCCAACAACGGUGGAGGAGCACCACACGGCCAUCGGCUGCAAUCACAAAGAUCUUACCCUAAUUCUCAAAGAAUUGCAAUUUAUUACGGCGCGCAUGCGCAAAGCUGACGACGAAGCGGAAUUGAUCGGCGAUUGGAAGUUCGCGGCAAUGGUUGUGGAUAGAUUCUGUUUAAUUGUUUUCACGCUCUUCACGAUUAUUGCAACGGUUACCGUGCUGCUCUCGGCUCCGCACAUAAUCGUGCAAUAAGGACGCUGGAAUUAUACAAUUAAGCUACGGAUAUGGAAACGCCCGAGUGGCCGGGGAGAUGCCUAGUUAAGUUCUUUUUCAAAAACCAAAAACUAGCAAAGCUGCUGCGAAACAAAGCAAAAAAAAAAAAUACAAAAAAAAUAAUACAAAUAAAAAAUUGUUAAUUACAUUUUUAAGUAAACAAACAGAGCAAAGAAAAUAUCGCAAGAAAAACAAAACGAUACAAAAUCAUGUACUAAACAAAAUUUUAUGGACAAACCAAACAAAAAGCAAAAAUUACUGCCGUACAAGAACCGAAAAAAGUGUUAAGUAAGCUACACACAUACACACACAGACACAAAAUUAUAAGAGUUAAGCAAACAACAAGAAAUGAAACAAAAAUUUGCAUACGAAUAGGCAAAGAAAGAGGAGGGGAGAUGGAGGGGCACAAGGAGGAGCAGGACGAAAAUAAGAACAAAGAAACAACGCGGGACAGGACACACAAAGGUUACAUGCGUAUACCCACUGUAUACCCACACAGACAGACUCACAUACAUCUAAGUAAUUGUAUGUACAAUAACAGAGUUAUAAGUUAAUUAAUAUGCUGAGUUGUUAUAAUUUAUGUAAGACGAACAGAUGACAGACACACACACAUACGCAUACACUUAAGAUAUAUGAUAUAUAUAAGAGAUUGUUCCUAUGAGACAUUAGAUAUGUAUUUAAAAUGGCAACACACUCACGUACGGAGACACACCGACACAGAAGCACUUAAUUGACAAAUGCAAAAACAAGGGAAAGUAACCAUUUAUUUGUUGGAAAGUGUAAACAGGAGACGAACAGGAUGUUGACCCUUUGUUGUAUGCUUUUUCAAGCUUUAAUAUUUUACUUUUCUGUUUUCAUUUUGGGAUCACGUGGACCAACAAUAUUUUGUUUGAUUUCCUUCAUUCCAGUUUGCAAACAAAAUAUGAUCCCAAUGAAGAAACUUUUACGAAACUUGCUUUUAUUCAUAUUUAAUCCAUUGUACAUUACUUUGAUCAAAUUCUCACUUCUAGUUUUAUUUUACUUAACGUUUUUUUCACUUUUGAAGAGUUGCUUGGAAGAUAGCUGAUUGUAAAUGGUAACAAACUGACACAUAAUAAUGGAUAUAAACAAAGGUCUAUAUAUACAUACAUAUACUCAUAGUGAAUUGAAUUAAUUUUUAAAAGACGCAUUAACGAACACAUUGUGGGGAAGUAUGUUCGUUGAACAUCAUGUUUUUAGAAAAUUUAUUGUUGAAAUAUUGUAGCAAAUUGAGUAAGCAUAAAGACAAACGACCCGAGGGCAAAACAAACCGAGUUAUAGUCACCAAUUAAUUAGUCAAAGUAAUAAUAAACGGAAAUCGAAAACCAGAGAAACCAAAACCGAACUAGCAAUACAAGAUGAAAAGGUGUAUAUAUAUUUUAUGACACAUAUAUCACCGCAUAUAUACAUACACAUAUAUAUAUAUGGAUAUAUUUUUAAUAAAACGAUACGGAAACGAGCAAAACUAAAGACACUAAGCAGCGCAAGAACAGAACAGAACAGAACCCCACUAAGCCAACCAACCAACCCCACUCAAUGCCACUCGAAAUCACCAAGACACGAAUCACAAUUUUGUUGGAAAUUUCACAUAGUUUUCGGAUGAGUUCUCUCUGUCUAUAUCUGUAUCCCUGUGUAUUCCUAGAAACGAGCUUCGAAUUUUGUCAACUAUUUUACUAUGCUCUCCCCUGACACAAAGCAAAACAGUGAUAUUUACGGUAUAGCCCCCAAAAGACAAACUCAUACUCGAACACUCUUUCCGGAACCCACCUAAGAAACCUUUAAACGUGAAUAUUUUUUCUAAACAAAAACCAAAAUCAAUGAAAAACCUACCUCCUUGUUGAAAGAGAAGAAUCGACGAAACGAGCGAUCAGAUGGAAACCGAAAAUGGUUGAAGGACGAAGAAGCAUAGCAGACUGCCGAGUUAAUCGCACUCCUUUGUCCCCUCGAGUAAUCCUUUCUUACGUUGUCCUGCCCAAGAGAAUUUCUAACAGAAUUGUGUGACAAACCAGUUUUGAUAGCCAGACAAAAAGUUUACUUAACGGAAAGCAAAUCGGCCCUAUUAGAUACACCCGCUGUCAGAUGGAACAACCCAAUCGAGUGCUGAAUCAACUGAAGGAACUGCAGAUCAGAUUUAAGCGUUAUAUGUGUAUACACUCACUUUGUAUGUUUUAUUUGCAUUUACAUUUAAAUUUAGAUUUGAUAUGAGACGACUUUUACUUACGCCCAGAGCGAUGCGUAAUCCUACCGAAAACUGCUCUGUCCCCAUGAGGUUGUUGUUUUUCGAACGUUAGUCAAAUUCGAGUGUGAAUUCCAAUUCGAAAUCCGAUUCAAAUUGAAAUUGAGAUCUUGAGUUAAAGCGGUAUUGAACACGUAUGAGAAUCCGAGUCAGAAUGCAUUGGAAAUCGAGAGAUAGAGUUGAGAAGGGUGUGUGCGUUUUAAAUUUAAUUUUUUUAUAAUUAAUUUAGUGCUAAUCUUUGAGCAGCUAGGCGCAUAAUUAGAGCUAUGUAUAUGUGUAUGGAUGUCUUUUUGAUAAAAAGAAGCUGUUUUAAAAAGCAAACCAUUUUCUACACUCUUUAAAAGAUUGAACUCUACAUGUACGAGAUUAUGUAUAAUACAAGUAAUAAUAAUAUAGCGUUAACUAGGCAAUUAUAAAAUGAGGUGACCUGCAGAAGGAGCCAUAAACUAAGCGUCCUACAUUAGGAGAGGGCAACCUACGCGAUUACCCGAGAAAACGUAAAAAAACGAGAGGAGGCAAAAACUAAAACGAUAAACGAAUUUAAAAAUGAAAAUGAAAAUGAAGUUACCGCAAAACCAAACUUGUAGUAAAGGAAAAUGUUUUUUCAUUUGAAAACUCUACUACUUACUUACUACUAACUUACUUUGCAAGUAAUAACUAAUUUCCUCUGAUCAGAGUUACACGCAAUCGCGAAAUGCAAAAAGCUAAUUACAAAACGGUUGGUACACGCCCACACACACAGUCAGACAUAAAGCAUUCGAAUUGUUCGUAUUACAAAAUAAAGAAAUCAGCAAACCGAAGAGUUCGAUUUUCGUUUCAAUUGCACUCCGCAUGUUCAACCCCAGGGCAAUUAAACAGAGUUCAACAAUAAAUAGCGCAUUAAAAACCGAUUCGAGACACUUUUUUAAACAAGGCAAAUAUAUUUAAAAUUUAGCAUUAAACUAAAUGACAAGAAAAACUUAGUCUAUAAACUGCAAAUGUUUAGCACUAAACUCUCCCAAGCAGAGGCCUGCAAACCAACCCGAACCCAAAUCCAAACCUCAGCCUGUGUCCCGAGUCUAACUACCAAAUCAAUUUAAAUAGCUAAUUGCAUAAUUAUUAAACCGUUAUUGAAUUUCUGUCGAUUGCCAAACGCGAGCAAAACCAUAAAAUCUUCCCAAAAAUUAUGCAUGUAAAAACAAAUGGCUAAAACCGAAAAAAAAAAAAAUUAGCAAAAAGUCUGUUGUCGAUAAACAUUAUUGACAGACAAAUAACUUUCGUCACAUUGACGAUAAUAAUUAAUUUUAAGCCAAAAACAAAGGAAUUAAAUGAUUUAAAUAAUAAAAAAAUUAAUAUUAAAA